This is a messenger RNA of Carcharodon carcharias (great white shark), 672 nucleotides long. Its product is annotated as claudin-3-like. Gene Ontology annotation, cellular component: plasma membrane; bicellular tight junction. Lineage: Eukaryota; Metazoa; Chordata; Chondrichthyes; Lamniformes; Lamnidae. Gene Ontology annotation, molecular function: structural molecule activity. The transcript has a single exon. The record is from RefSeq and is a predicted model, not a curated record. Bases 1 to 672 code for a protein of 223 amino acids. Gene Ontology annotation, biological process: bicellular tight junction assembly; cell adhesion.
AUGGCCAGCACUGCCCUGGAGUUUAUUGGGUUCCUAAUCGGCUUAGUAGGAUGGAUGUGUGUCUGCGCAGUUACAGGAAUGCCACAAUGGAAGAUUACGCCAUUUAUUGGAAGCACCAUUCUGAAUACAGAGAUCACAUGGGAAGGGAUUUGGAUGACCUGUGUCUACCAACAGACAUUGGGCAGGUUGGUGUGUGAUAGUUACGACUCCACGCUUGACCUCUCUGGGGACAUGCAGAUGGCAAGGGCUCUCAUGUGUCUGGCCAUUUCCUUGGGGCUUCUAGCCAUCAUGGUAUCGACAGUGGGAAUGAAGUGUACAUACUGUGCUGGUGAUGACCGCAGGGUGAAGGGUUAUGCAUCUACUGUUGCUGGCUCCUUUUUCAUCAUGGCUGGGGUGUGUGUUUUGGUUCCUGUGUCAUGGGUUGCACACAUCAUUAUCACAGAUUUUUACAAUCCGCUAGUACCAGAGAGUCUGAAGCGGGAGCUGGGAGAGGCCCUUUACGUGGGCUGGUCUGCCACCUGUUUCCUUGGCAUCGGAGGAGCCUUCCUCUGUUGCUCUUACCCCACAGUCGGUGAGUACAGACAAGGCUAUCGGAAGAGCUGCACAACAAAUCAGUCUUCAGUGCCAGAUCAGAACCCUGCAACUGGUUACUCAUUGAAUGAAUACGUCUGA